Molecule: messenger RNA, 3162 nt
Organism: Arabis nemorensis
Lineage: Eukaryota; Viridiplantae; Streptophyta; Magnoliopsida; Brassicales; Brassicaceae
Source: the annotation of a GenBank genome assembly
AUGUCGGCAUCAACGGUGUCUCUCACCACUACUCCGACGACGGAGAUUAGACGGCGGACGCCUGUUCUCUCCGGUGAGAAGAAAUCUAAUUUUGAUUUCCCACCGAGCGAAUCACAUGCGAAUGCGGCAAUUGGAGACUCCGGUGAUACGAAUCGGGAUCUGACUCGCGCCGAGGCUUCCGCUGAGAGAUCUAGCGCCUACGACGUGGGUCCGGUUAGAAGGAAAUCGGGAUCCACAGCGACGGGGACUAAUACGACCACCCCGCAGCGUCGGACGCGGAAGGUUCAGGGACUGAAGACGGAGAAGGCUCAGUGGAAGAGAGUGGUUAGGGUAUUCGCGAAGCAGUUGGGAGUUCUUUUGUUGCUCGUUGGAUUGAUUCAAUUGAUAAGGACAGUGACUAUGAAGGAGGAGGAUAGGUCUCUAUCUUCUUCGAGUUUCCCAAUUGAAACGGAGAUGGUGCUUUCGGAAUUGGAGAGUCGGAUUUCUGCAGUUGAUGGGUUGGUUAAGACGACGACGAAGAUGAUGCAAGUCCAAGUCGAAUUUCUUGAUAAGAAGAUGGAAAGCGAAACGAGAGCACUGAGGCAGACGAUUGAUUCUACGUCUUCUGCGUUGCAGAGUGAUUUGAAGAAGAUAGAGUCUAGGACUGAGACGUUGCAGGCUUCUGUAGAUGAAGUCAAUGCUAAACCUUUGGUGACUAGAGAGGAAUUAGAGAGGGUUUAUGAGGAGUUGAAGAAGGGUAAAGUACAUGAUACUUCUUUUAGCGAUAUCAGCAUUGAUGAAUUGAGGGCUUAUGCUCGUGAUAUAGUGGAGAAGGAGAUUGGAAAGCAUGCUGCAGAUGGACUUGGCCGAGUAGACUAUGCAUUAGCGUCAGGUGGGGCUUUUGUAAUGGAUCAUUCGGAUCCGUCUCUUGGUGGAAAUGAGGGUAGUUGGUUUGGGACAAGCAAAAUACGGCGGGUUCAUAGCCAAGCGGUUAGGAUGUUAACUCCGAGUUUCGGGGAGCCUGGACAGUGUUUUUCUAUGAAAGGAACUAUUGGAUAUGUUCAAGUCAGGCUAAGAACACCAAUCAUACCAGAGGCUGUUACCUUGGAACAUGUCUCUAAGGCUGUAGCGUAUGAUAGAUCGACCGCCCCAAAGGAUUGCCGUGUAUCAGGAUGGCUAGAAGAGAAAGAAAUGGAGAGUGAGACAAUGUUCCUUCUUACAGAGUUCAGUUACGACUUAGAGAGGUCCAAUGCACAGACAUUUGAAAUUCCAGAUUCUGCUCGCUCGGGACUUGUCAACACUGUUAGGCUAGACUUCACAUCCAACCAUGGAAGCUCUCCAUACACUUGCAUCUACCGUUUCAGGGUUCAUGGCCGUGAACUAGACUCUGUUCCACCUCCUUUACCCCCAUCACUGUCUUUGCCACCGUCACGGUCACCUUCUUUGCCUCCGUCACAACCACCGUCACAGCCACCUUCAUUGUCUCCGUCACAACCACCGUCACAGUCACCUUCUUUUCCACCGUCACAAUCACCUUCUUUGCCUCCGUCACAGUCAACGUCAGUCGCUUGUAAGUCAACUCCAUACCCUAAGCUAUGCCGUACGAUCCUCUCGGCUUUCAAAUCCUCACCGUCCGAUCCAUACCGUUACGGGAAGUUCACCAUCAAGCAAUGCGUAAAACAAGCAAGCCGUCUUUCCAAAGUCAUCACUUCAUACGCGAAGCGCGUGAGGAGCAAACCCGGCUCGGCCACGCCGGAAGAGAUCGGCGCGCUGGAAGACUGCGGCGAGUUAGCCGAGCUGAGCGUGAACUACCUCGAGACCGUCACGGAGGAGCUCAAAACGGCUGAUAUGAUGACGUCGGCUCUCGUGGAACAUGUGAACAGUCUUCUUAGUGGUGUGGUGACGAACCAGCAGACUUGUCUCGACGGACUCGUGGAGGCGAAGAGUGGAUUCGCCGCCGCGAUCGGUUCGCCGAUGGGGAAUCUCACGCGACUUUACAGUAUCUCGCUAGGGCUUGUGAGCAACGCGCUUAACCGUAACUUGAAGAGGUUUAAAGCCUCUAAAGGGAAGAUUCUUGGUGGUCAAAACUCAACCUAUCGCGAGCCUCUCGAGACUUUGAUUAAGGUUUUGCGUCAAACAUGCGAUAAGGAAAAAGAUUGCCGGAAAGCUAGCCGGAACUUGGGAGAGUUAGGAGAGACUAGCGGCGGUUCGAUCCUCGUGAGGCAAGCAGUGAUUGUCGGUCCGUACAAAACCGACAACUUUACGACCAUCACUGAUGCUAUUGCAGCCGCACCUAAUCACACUAGACCUGAGGAUGGUUUCUUUGUCAUCUACGCAAGAGAAGGUGUCUACGAAGAAUAUAUUGUUGUUCCGAGCAACAAAAGGAACUUGAUGCUUAUCGGAGAUGGAAUCAAUAAGACCAUUAUUACCGGGAGCCAUAAUGUUGUUGAUGGUUGGACUACAUAUAAUUGCUCGAGCUUUGCGGUCGUUGGAGAGCGGUUCAUGGCGGUUGAUGUUACAUUUAGAAACACGGCCGGACCUGAAAAACAUCAGGCAGUGGCCUUGAGGAAUAAUGCGGAAGGAUCGACUUUUUACCGGUGUAGUUUUGAAGGCUAUCAAGAUACUCUCUACGUCCAUUCUCUUAGGCAAUUCUAUCGUGAAUGCGAUAUAUAUGGUACCAUCGAUUUCAUAUUCGGAAACGCGGCAGCAAUCUUUCAAAACUGCAACAUUUAUGCUCGAAAACCAAUGGCAAAGCAGAAGAACGCGAUAACAGCUCAUGGAAGAACCGAACCAAAUCAAAACACCGGAAUCUCUAUCAUCAAUUGUACGAUCAAACCCGCCCCAGAUCUUGCAGCUGAUCCUAGCUCAACCAUGACGUUCCUAGGGCGGCCAUGGAAGCCAUACUCAAGGACGGUUUUCAUGCAGUCAUAUAUUAGUGACAUUGUCCAACCAGUCGGAUGGCUUGAAUGGAACGGUACAACUGGACUAGACACGAUCUACUACGGUGAAUACGAUAACUUUGGACCGGGGGCUAACACAAACCAGAGGGUGCAAUGGUUAGGGUACAAUUUAUUGAACUUGGCACAAGCCAUGAACUUCACGGUUUAUAAUUUUACCAUGGGAGAUACAUGGCUGCCUCAAACUGAUAUUCCUUUCUACGGUGGUUUGAUUCGCAAAGACUGA